Protopterus annectens (West African lungfish) is the source of this 2010-nucleotide messenger RNA. RefSeq names its product FKBP prolyl isomerase 14 (gene FKBP14). Lineage: Eukaryota; Metazoa; Chordata; Ceratodontiformes; Protopteridae. Bases 111 to 746 code for a protein of 211 amino acids. Gene Ontology annotation, molecular function: peptidyl-prolyl cis-trans isomerase activity; calcium ion binding. The transcript has 4 exons. The record is from RefSeq and is a predicted model, not a curated record.
AAAAAAAAUUUCUGCCACGUCUUCUGUCAAGUUGUAAGCGAGCGACUUGAUCUGCAAAGUAAAGUCUGAAUUGACUGUGUCUUUAAAGAGGUUGUAGGAAUCGACUAGAAAUGACAAUAGUGUUUUUGAGUGUGCUAUUAUACGCUUUGUUGAGCUGGUCGUCUGGAGCCUUGAUCCCGGAGCCAGAAAUCAAAAUUGAAGUUUUGCACAAACCUUUUAUUUGCCAUAGAAAAACUAAGUAUGGUGAUAUGUUGUUGGUGCAUUAUGACGGUUUCUUAGAAAAAGACGGCACACUUUUUCAUUCAACUCGCAAACAAAAGGAUGGGAAUCCUGUGUGGUUUACACUUGGCAUAAAAGAAGUCAUCAAAGGCUGGGACAAAGGUUUAAAGGAUAUGUGUAUUAGAGAGAAACGGAAGUUAACUGUUCCCCCAGAUCUUGCAUAUGGAAAAGAAGGGAAAGGAAAGAUCCCUCCAGAAAGUACAUUGGUGUUCGACAUUGAAUUGAUGGAGAUUAGAAAUGGACCACGGUCACAUGACUCAUUCCAGGAGAUGGACCUUAAUGAUGACUGGAGGUUAUCCAAGCAAGAGGUGAAAGAGUAUCUAAAGAAGGAGUUUGAGCGGAAUAAAGUACCAGCAAAUGAAUCUCAUCAAGAUACUUUGGUUGAAGACAUAUUUGAAAAUGAAGAUGAAGAUGGUGAUGGCUACAUAUCUGCUAGAGAGUUCACAUACAAACAUGAUGAACUGUAAAAUGCUAAUAUUCAGGUUGAAAGUGACAUGAUGAUCUUCUUUGACCCAUCUUUGAUAUACUGUUAACAUCGCAAAUGGAACCACAACUUUAUUUCAGACUCAACAGCUGUACACUCAGCUGUAAUGUUUUUCUACAUUCUCUACAAGCUACUUCACCACCAAUGUAUUUGGCAUGGAUUCCUGCAAAGAUCUGCAUAUGAGUGUAGUAUGUUUUAUUCUUCAUUGUAAUGUCCCUCUCUCGUUAAUCUAUGUGACAGAUAUUGACACUGUGGGGGUAUAAUAACUCCUGAAGGAAAAGUUUCUUGGUCAGCCAUGUUAUCAGUGUGUAGUCUGGUAUGUUCUUAUGUGCAUGAAACUGCUGCCAUGAUGCCCCUUUCAUUGGCCAGGGCAGUUCCCCAAGCUGGUGAACACGGGUAAAAACAAAAACAUCUGCAGCUGUAACAAGCUGCUUGCUGUAAAUGUGACAAGCAGCUGCUAAAGCUGUCACACGCUGAGCACUAAAACACUUCAGCUAUGACUGCAAAUGCAGUGUCUGCAUUCAUUUAUGAAGCUGUGAUGUCAUCACUGCUUCAUAAAUCAAUGCUAAUUCUGCACUCUGACAUCAUUGGAACCACCUGAUCGUGUACCCUAACAUUUUGUGCUUGGGGCAGCUGCCUCAUUUGUCCUGCUUUAGUUAUGGCUUUGGUACUAGGGUACCAUUUUCUUCUGGAGUCUGUUUCAAAUCCUUAACACUUUUUAGUUUCUGGACCAUUGAACUUUUCAUUGCAUUCAAAUUUUGUGUUCAGAUCCCUUUGCAGUUUGCUGUUGGGACAAGUUCCUGCCACAAAGUUAAAGUGAAGAUGGCAGCAGGUCAGAAAACUGACCUGCAGAUAUUGUUUGGUAAAACAGACGUAACAAUAAAUUUACACACACAUGACAAGGAAAAUUCCUUUACCUUUUUCAUUAAUUGUGGGAUCUUUUACAUCUACCUAAACUACCAAAAGCUGAAUUGUGCGACCUCUGUUAAAUGUGUCACCAAAGGAUAGCACCUCAAGAUUGCAAUACUCCUCUUAACACCACAUCACAGUGUCAGUCAUUGAACAUUAACACAAGCAACUGGUGUGAUGACAGAACCCACAGAGUUAUAAAAGCCAAGUAUGUUUGUUUUAGCCAGUAAACUGAUUGCUGAUGUACUUGUAACAUUCUUAACCUUCCACCCAUACAUACAUCAUUUUAGAAUUCCUCAUGUUUGUAUUGCAAACUCUUCUUGUAUAUGAUGAUGGGG